AUGGGGGAGCAGCUUACCGACGAUCAGAUCUCUGAGUUCAAGGAGGCCUUUAGCUUGUUCGACAAGGAUGGAGACGGUUAGAUUCACUGGGCCUUCACCUGAUGCCCCUUUGCCUUCAUACGGGCUUUUCGACUUUGAUCGAAUUGCUUGUUGAUCUUAUUUUUGUGUGUUGUAUGUACUUUUUUUAGCUGAAUGAUAUGUUUUAUUUUAUUUUUCGAUCUAAUAUGCGUGUUAAUGUUUUUUAUCGUGACCCCGUACUCUUGGGCGGGUUCAAAACCCCAUUGUCUGAUCUCUGACCUAAAAUCUAUUAUUGGCCCGCACUGUUCCUACAGAUCCAGAUCCUUUUGGUCUGUUCCUUUAACCGCCUGUUUGAACGGCCGGGAUUUAGGUGGACUACAUGUGUAAAGCAACGUUUGUUUUGUUGAAUCAAUGUUUGGCUUUGAAUGAUCUUGCUCCGUGAAAGUUUAUUCGAAUUGAGUUUGACAUUUCCUUUUAAAGGUUUUGAGGGUGGAUGUUUCUUCGUGUACAAUCGUGAGUCCGUAGUAUUGUAGUAUCUGUCCUUUUCAUCAACUGUUUGGAUAAAUCAGCCAUCGACAGGGUUUUAUUCUGACUCUUGUGGGACAUUCAUUUGCGGCGAUUGGAUCCAUCGGAAAUAUUUCCGAUAUUUAGUGGAACCGUUAUGUAUUGAUAUCCUUUUCUUUUAUAAUGUCGUGCCCUGCGUUGUCAGGUUAAUUUUGAGAAGGUCAGAAAAAUGUUAGAGUAGCUACGAGACAGAAAGUUUGGUUUUACAGGGUGGAGCUGACUAGUUCUUUCAAGUUUGGCAAGUUAUAAGGGGAGCUCUUGGGGAAUGGCUGGGAGAAAAAACGUAUUGUUUCCUGAUGUUUCUAUGUUUGUUGAAGAAGAAUACGGGCCAGUACCCUACCUCACGGCUGCUGAAGGCUUUUAGAUUCUUCUACCCAUGUUGAUCCGUACGUUAACAAUUUAUAGGGUUGUUAAUGCAUGAUUGAAUGUUUCGACUGACCAAUAAAUUGCAUUUUUUCUAUGAAUAGAGAAUUUCUUCUUGCCUGUGACAUGACCUAAUGCCUCAAGGACGGAACAGAUAUAAUGUUGUAAUGGACACAUAUGUCAAUUAUGGCAUAGCACUGAUCUCCUGAAGAAUUCAUCCCCUCUAGUGUAUGGCUAUUACCAGUGUUUUCCCAAAAUAAAGAUCUUUGUACACCGAUCCACCCCAUUGAGAUCUACUUUCGCUGCAUAUUCGGGUUAAGGAAACCCACGUCAAAAUCCUGUGAAACGAAUACGAAUCCAUUAUAUCAGUGCAAGUUCUGAUUCAGAAAAUAAUGGGAGAGUCAACUCAAAUGCCCUUUUUUCGUUUUUGGUCGAAACAGUGAAUAGUCACUGCGUCAGGAAGCUGGUUCUUUCCAUUCCCUAAUCUGCUAAUGAUCCCGUGUGUCCAUCUAGGUAGUAUAAUCCAACAUGCCCUCUUACUCGAAGCAUCCCUUAGAUCUGAAAACAGUCAGACCAGAAUUAAUUCCGUAUGUUUCACUUUAGACUGUGACUUUUAUCUGAUUUUAUUUUCAAUAUGAGCUGCAUCGAUCCCAAACCCCAAGUGUUACGGUUGAUUUUGAUAAACCCGGUCAACCACCAACGUAACUAGGGAUAUGCACAGAUUAUAUCCAGAUUGCUUCGAAGCCUUGAAUAAUUGCCCUCAUCUUUCUUUUUCUUCUUCUUCUUUUCUUUUCGUGUUCUUUGAAGCUGACCGACUGCUCUGAUCCAAAUAUCGCUGGGAUUGUGAUUAAAAUUUGAGGUCAACGCUCUUGGCUGUUGUUGACCUAUGAGCAAUUGUCUUGCAGGCUGUAUCACCACCAAGGAGCUGGGGACGGUGAUGAGGUCCCUGGGGCAGAACCCGACGGAGGCGGAGCUCCAGGACAUGAUCAACGAGGUGGAUGCAGACGGGAACGGGACGAUCGACUUUCCAGAGUUUUUGAAUCUGAUGGCGAGGAAGAUGAAGGACACCGACUCGGAGGAGGAGCUGAAGGAGGCCUUCCGGGUCUUCGACAAGGACCAGAACGGGUUCAUCUCCGCCGCCGAGCUCCGUCAUGUGAUGACCAACCUCGGUGAGAAGCUCACCGACGAGGAGGUCGACGAGAUGAUCCGCGAGGCCGAUGUCGAUGGCGAUGGCCAGAUCAACUACGAGGAGUUCGUCAAGGUCAUGAUGGCCAAGUGA
Molecule: messenger RNA, 2224 nt
Organism: Spirodela intermedia
Lineage: Eukaryota; Viridiplantae; Streptophyta; Magnoliopsida; Alismatales; Araceae
Source: the annotation of a GenBank genome assembly